Telopea speciosissima is the source of this 1954-nucleotide messenger RNA. RefSeq names its product origin of replication complex subunit 5. Gene Ontology annotation, biological process: DNA replication; DNA replication initiation. Gene Ontology annotation, molecular function: DNA replication origin binding. The record is from RefSeq and is a predicted model, not a curated record. The coding region runs from base 191 to 1819 and encodes 542 amino acids. NCBI's taxonomy places the organism in Eukaryota, Viridiplantae, Streptophyta, Magnoliopsida, Proteales, Proteaceae. Gene Ontology annotation, cellular component: nuclear origin of replication recognition complex; nucleus. The transcript has 4 exons.
CAUUUUGUGUAACCAUGUACAGCUUCAAUUUGAUUAACUGAAUGGUGGAAUUGCGUUUUUCCUGGUUGCAUAUUUCUCUUAUAUGUUUCUGAUUCCAUCUUUUGGUGUUCGCCAUCAUUUUUACUUUGAUCUUAUGCUUGAUUUUCUUUAUCCAGAAGGUUGUAGGGGCUGAUAAAUUUUUUCCAAAGAGAUGGGCGACAAAGAAACCCCACAAAUUACCAAAAGAACAACCAGAUCCUCCUCUUCCACAGCACAUUCAAAUAGUACCACUGAAACGAGAAAAACGAGUGAUCUCCACAUCCUAUCAACAAGCGAUUAUCCAGUAAUUGGGGAAGAGCCCACAAACUUGGAUACUCUACUCUCUUGUUUUCCUGGCAGACAACUUCAGAUUCGAGAGCUUUUGCACUUGAUUGGUCCCCUGAAUUGCCCCAUGCUUCCUCUUUUUCUUUAUGGUGGUGCUUCUACUGGGAAAACAAGUAUCAUUGUUCAAAUUUUCAGACAUCUCAGACGCCCGUUUGUUUAUACAAGCUGUCGUACUUGCUACAGUCCACGUAUCCUGUUUGAAUCUACACUAAAUCAGUUGUUACUUCAUAGGAGGAAUAUAGAAAAUAGUUAUUCUAGUGCAAAACGCUGUGAAAGACCUGCUGAUUUUGUUAAUUUUCUCCAUGAAGCAUUGACUGAUUUCAUAAAUAAUCUCAAGGGUUAUGUGAGAAAAUCAAGUUCAAAAGAGCCGGUAGAACAAGGAGGUGGAAGAAUGGUAUACUUGAUAUUUGAUAACGUGGAGCUUAUUCGGGAGUGGGACAAGAAUUCUGGUAUAAUUUCUUUGCUGUUCAAGCUCCAUGAUAUCCUGAAGUUGCCUGAUGUGGGUCUGAUUUUCAUCAGCAAUACAUCACCAGACACGUAUUAUUCAAUUACUGGCUGUGUGGAUCCUAUUCCUGUCCAUUUUCCAGAUUACAAAGAGGAUGAUCUUUCUGAGAUCUUUAUGAGAAACCAGAAGAAUCAAAAGCUCUAUGCUUCUUUUCUUGACAGUGUGGUUCUAAGUCCUUUCUGUAGAAUUACUAAACGGGUCGAUGAGUUAUCUACUGCUUUUCAACCAUUGUUUGAAAAAUAUUGUGAACCUAUAAGUGAUUCGGGGAUUGUUCCAAAUGAAGAAACGAAGAGAAGGCUGUUCAGUCACCUUCGACCACACAUAGCUUCUGCUCUUAAUGAGGCUUUUAAGGUUUCAUCUGUGUCUUCUGGUAGAGUUGAAGCCAACAAGGAUAAACCCCGAAGAAAAGGCAGUAUCACAAAAUGUGGAACUGGGGAAGCUUCUGAUGAGUUAGAUCUCCAUCUGUCUAUCUCAGCCAAGUAUCUACUUAUUUCUGCUUUUCUUGCUUCAAGAAAUCCGGCUACCCUUGAUGCAGCCCUAUUUGAUUCAAGAGGGGGUUCAGAUGGUAGAAAGCGCAGGAGAAAGAGUUCUGAAACCGCAAUGGAGCGUAAGGAAACUGCAGAGAAAGAGUUGCUCAUGAAAGGACCAGGAUCUUUCCCACUGGAAAGGUUGCUAGCAAUAUUUCAAUGUCUCAUAUCAGUGGCAGAAGGUCCGCUUGAAGAAGAGCAGCAAGAUGCUGGUCAGCUGGAGUCAGAUGAUGGUGAGAGGGGGCUCAUGUCUGAUGUUCUAUUGCAGCUCUCCACACUCUGCAAUGCUAAUUUUAUCACCAAAGGAGGGACCUGCCCAUUAGAAGGAUCCACUAGGUACCGUUGUAAUAUGGCUGAAGAGAUGGCUUUAAAGGUCGCGAGGAGCUUGAAAUUCCCUCUAUCCAAGUAUUUAUAUAGAAGAUGACCUGUGAAGCGGGUAUGCACUUCUGAUAUGAUUUCUCGUUUCAAGACCUACUCUAGGAAAUCUAUAAAGAAAUGACUAUAUGCUGCAUCAAUCAUUGCUUAUGGAAAUGAAUAUGUCCACCACUCUUGAUGGUGC